This is a messenger RNA of Cottoperca gobio, 6922 nucleotides long. RefSeq names its product FCH and double SH3 domains 2 (gene fchsd2). Lineage: Eukaryota; Metazoa; Chordata; Actinopteri; Perciformes; Bovichtidae. Gene Ontology annotation, molecular function: protein binding. Gene Ontology annotation, biological process: regulation of actin filament polymerization; neuromuscular synaptic transmission. Gene Ontology annotation, cellular component: recycling endosome; neuromuscular junction. The coding region runs from base 665 to 2923 and encodes 752 amino acids. The record is from RefSeq and is a predicted model, not a curated record. The transcript has 22 exons.
AAUCAUCUUUUUUGUCCCUUUACUUGGUUUGAAACACAUUUGCGUCCGUGUUAAUCGUGGUUUCUGUCGACGCCAGGCCAGAGGAGGCAGAACAAAAAGGAUGUCUUUCUGCUCCCUGUGUUUUUCAUCACAGACAGGACGCUUUCCCGCGCUUCGCCACUUUGGGGCGCCGUUGAGCUUCGUUGCGGAAGGGGUUCCCCGUUAAUACCCCCCCUCCAUCCCUUCCCUCUACUUUUUCUUCUCCGCCUGUCUGCUCCCCUGCUUCACAACACAGUACAGUACACACUAGUCCUCUAGUAGUGGCAGCAGCCAACACAAGUGAGUUCAGUCUCUCCUCGUAGCUUCAGUUUCUGCUCUGUACAAACUAGCCAUUUAUCAUCAAUCAUGGCCGCCGGAGUACAAAUUUAACUCCUGUGUUUCCUCCCUGUCGUCUGAAGGGGAGGAUUUCUGUUUGAGGAAACAAAAUAAUAGUCCUCCACUGAUUUGGAUUUCCUCUUGGAAUGACAAUACAUCUCGCAAGGGAAAUACCAUUCAUGUCAAUACUCCAAAAUGCAGCCGCCGCCGAGGAAGGUCAAAGUGACACAGGAGCUGAAAAACACACACACAGAGCAGAUGACAAGACUGCACUUUAAACACCAGACUGAAUGUGACCUGCUGGAAGACUAUGAGGACCUACAGUCUGAAGAAGGGACAGCUGGAGAGGGACUAUGCACAGGCUCUGCAGAAGUUAGCAAGCCAGUACCUAAAGAGAGACUGGCCUGGAAUCAACCCUGAUGACCAGAGAACAGACUACAGGAACGUGUAUGCAGUGUGGAGGUCGUACUUGGAAGGAACGGUGCAGGUUAGCCAGUCCAGGCUCAACGUGUGUGACAACUACAAAGGUCAAGUAUCAGAGCCCGCUAAGACUGUUAGACUCUACAAAGAGCAGCAACUCAAAAAGACCAUAGAUCAGUUGAGUGGCAUUCAAGCAGAGCUGCAGGAGUCGGUGAAAGAAUUGGCCAAAGCCAAGAAAAAAUACUACGACUGUGAGCAGGUUGCCCAUGCUGUACGAGAGAAGGCUGACAUAGAGGCCAAGUCUAAACUGGGUCUUUUUCAGUCAAGAAUUAGUUUACAGAAAGCAAGUGUAAAGUUGAAAGCCAAGAGAAGUGACUGUAACUCCAAGGCGACACACGCCAGGAACGACUACUUGCUAACGCUAGCUGCUGCCAACGCUCACCAUGACCGCUAUUACCAUACAGAUCUACUGCACUGCAUACAGGCCUUGGAUGGCAGGAUCUAUGAGCAUGUGAAAGACUACCUGGUAGAGCUGAGUCGUACCGAGCUAGAGGCCUCCCAAGCCACACACAACACCUUCCAGUUCCUGUUGGACAAAUCCACCAGGGUAAUACAAGAGUACAACCAGCAGUUGUUCAUGCAGGAGAACCCAGUGUUUCACAAAGCACACGACUUCCAGUUCCAACCCAGCGAAUGUGACACGACUCUGAGCUCGGUGCCGCAGUUGGUGGACAUUGAGCCGUCGCCCGUCAGUGCCAUGAGAAUGACCCUGGCACAGAGUCGUCAGCUGGAGUCGGAGACUGGGACGACGGAGGAGCACAGUCUGAACAAAGAGGCCAGGAGAUGGGCAACCAGAGUGGCCAGAGAACACAAGAAUAUCAUACAUUACAAGAGAUGUCUGGAGGAGUGUGAGAGCCAUGGCUUGCCCCCCACAGAGCAAGGGAGACUAGAUCUGGAGUUGAAGAUAGAAGACACCAAAGAAAACAUGCGCAAAGCUGAGACAAUAAAGUUGAAAGCUGAGGCUCGGUUGGACCUUCUGCGGCAAGUGGGAGUUGCUGUGGAUACCUGGCUGAAGAGCGCCAUGAACCAGGUGAUGGAGGAGCUGGAGAAUGAACGUUGGGCCAGCUACACUUCCCAUGAUCCCUCACUGUCGGGCACAGUGGAUUUGGAGCGUGAGGAAGGAGAGGAGUGUGAAGAGAACAUGGAGGUUUUUGACGACAGCAGCUCCAGUCCUUCGGGAACCCUCCGAAACUACCCGCUAACCUGCAAAGUCCUCUACUCGUACAAGGCCUCUCAGCCGGAUGAGUUAACUAUUGAUGAACAGGAGAUGUUGGAGGUCAUUGAGGAUGGCGACAUGGAGGACUGGGUCAAGGCUCGCAAUAAGACAGGUCACAUUGGCUAUGUCCCAGAGAAAUACCUGCAGUUCCCAACCUCCAACAGUCUGCUCAGCAUGCUCCAGUCUCUGGCUACUCUCGAUGCUCGAUCGCACACCUCGUCCAAUUCCACCGAGCCCGAGCUGCACUUGAGCUGCAUCAAUGGAGACACAAACAUCAUUUUUGUCCGUGCACUUUAUGAUUACGAGGGCCAGGCGGACGAGGAACUCUCUUUUUCGGAGGGGGCGGUGAUCCGUCUGUUGAGCCGCGACACUCAGACAGACGAUGGCUUCUGGGAGGGGGAGCUCAACGGACGGGUGGGCGUCUUCCCCUCUGUGCUGGUAGAAGAUCUCACUGAAAAUGGGGAGACCAGUGGAGUGACAGGGCUGGGUGAUAUACAGAUUUCUCCGUCUGUGAAGUUGCCAUGUUCUCUGCCACCUCUCCCGCUGCAUGAACAACCUCCCAUCAGCCCUUUCACCAGCCCCGAGACCUCCACCCCGCCUCCUCUCCCACGCUCACCCUCCACCGCACUCAACGGGGAGCACAAGCCGCCACCGCCUGCCUCGUCACACAAGGGAUCGCUGCCAACCCACAAUCAAAGCUCUGGCAAGAGUCCAGUGUCUCCAGGAUUUCCUCAGCCACUGCGAUUCACCCCUGAUGGAGGCCCGGGAAAACUACGACCUGUGCGAGCUGCUCCUCCUCCACCCAAACAGCACCCCCGCCGAACACAGGAGAAGAGCGAGAAGUCGGAGGAGGUGGAGAUCACACUGGUGUGACGGACAGACAAGCUGGCAGACGGUUAUAGAAGACAGACAAAAUAAAACAGAUGACAAACAGACGCAUCCUACAGGCUGGGGAACUGAUUUGCUCUGAACUGAAUUCAGCUUAAACAAAGCGAUGUGAAGUAAACUGAACUGAACCACAUCCGAUGCCGCCCCUCCGGCCUCUUCAGCAUCUUCUCUCGUCCUCAAGUUGAGGAGGAGAGCAAAGAGAGGGGAUGAAUGCAGAGUACCCAAUUGAAUAAUCUCCGUAUUAGCUUCCUAAUGAAGUGCAGCAGUAGCCGCCCCCACGUCCCUCUCCGCCCUUCCCCGUCCUUCCAUUCUUGCCUUAAAACUUUACCUCAUCGGGCAGCAAACCAGAGCACACUGAAGAGGAGGACGAAUGUUAAGAGAGGGGGAGUGUGAGGGAAAGUUAAUGAUGGGUUUGGCAAGUUUAUCUCUCUGUACAGGAAGAACUUUAUGUUACUUUGAGAAAUUUCACUUUUCUAAAAACUAACCCUAAAACUAACAAAAUGUAGUAAAGGGUUAUAGGACAAGUCAAACAUAGAACUGAAUACAUAAUACUAUUAGUUAAAAUGUUUUAAAAGGAUUGUAAAAAUAAAUGUACAGCGGAAAACUUACUACCCCCCCGCAACAGCACCAGCUUUUACACACAUUUUCCUUAUGCAUAAAACAUAUAAGAAAAUUGCUUAUAUUUGGAGCAAAGUGGUUGACUGUGUAGCUAGCUAGCUUAACUGACAACAUGUCUAGCUAAAUACUCAGAGCACAGCGAGCUACCUAGCUGAAGCUAAUCAUCCAAAUACUUACUGCAUUUGGUUGAACAUCACUGUAAAACUCUGCUAACAGGAGCUAAAACAUUUUAGUUUACAUAAAAGUAACGCUAACAAAGCUAGCUAGCUAGAGUUUGGAACUUUUACAUUUAGAAUUAAAAGAAACAUGAAACACACACAUCUACAAAAUGUUGAGGAUGACACAAUAAAGACUUAUUUCCACUGUCGUCCUUCAUAAAGACAAGAGAAAUGCAAGAUGAAGUUGAUGUCUCUUCCAAGUAGCAUAGUAGCUUAGCAAAUAGCUUGCAGGCUAAAAGGUUAAAAGGCUUUAGCUACCGUUACAAGAGUUUAUACGCUAUUGGUGCAGCAGUAUGCAGUACAGUAUAUUGCUGAUCAACAUUAAGUGCAGUAGCUUCAGCUUGGUACCUAGCAUAGCUUGUGUGUUUAGCCACCAAUGUGUUCAGGUAAGCUAGCUCGCCAGACAGUUCUACGGUAGGCCUAUGUGGGGAGGAAAAUAGGGAAUAAAUAAAUACGUUAUUGUGUACCAAGAUCAAACCAUUUAAAAAUAAAUGUGUUGAAAACUAAAAUGCUGCAGAAAGAUCAAUAUUAAAUAACAGGAAAAAUAAAUGUACAUUAGUUUUUUGACUUAUCUGAAAUCUUUUACUAUAUUUUGAGUGUUGGGGCUCCACACAAAGUAAGCUCGAUGAGAGACGAUAAGUAUAGAACUUGCCAAACGUGUCAUGAUUUGGAUUGCAGUUGGGGUUGAAGUAAAUGGACAGAGAAACUGUGUGGUGUGUGAACGCAGUGUCGUUCCCCCCCCCCCCCCCCCCCUCACCAGCCCUUCCCUCGCCAUAUAUAGUCCUUAUCAUCAUACGUAUUCAAUGUGUAUUAGUACAGUACAUUACUGUUGUCAUAGGAAUGUUAUGCACAGCGUUUCAUAUAGAUUAACUCUGAUUGGAAUACCAUGUCUGAUAUGUAGUGGAAGUUUUAUCCUCAUCUUUUACUGAAAGGGCAUUGUAAAUACAGUAUGAAGGAGCGAUGAUAGAAGAGGAGGAGGGAUGGAGGGGAUGAAGGAACAAGAGAGACAAAGGAGGCUGGAUCCUCCUCUCUGCUCUUUCCUCCACCUCUCAUCCCACCCUUCCUUUCUUUCUCUCCCUCUUUUCUCUAAUGUCUGUUCUGUCCAUUGGCAGUCAGUGUGAAUUGAUGGCUAUCAUAUACACACAUCCAGUUACAUUAUAUUAUGCACACAUUGCUAUAUCUUCUCUCAUUCUGUGACCCUCUGUGUGCUUGUAUCACUGAUUGGUUCAGGAGGAGGCAGGUGAUGCUUUCAAAGGAACCGACAUUGUUGGUAUUCACUAUGUGGUGACAAAGAAAGGUUUUAUUUGAGAUGAUAUAGACACUGAUCAUAUUUGGGAUCAGGAGUUUUUAUUAAUCACAGAGUGAACUGUAUAGCUUUUACCCCGACAGAUCAUAUCUCCUCUCACGUUGAUUUUUGUUCUUUUAUAAAAUUGAUCAGUUCACCUAUUACAUAUAUCCUUACUUAGUUGACACGCAUUGCAUUCGCAGGUAUUAUUUCUCUCGCUUAACCGCAACACUAAGUGAGAAAACAUCCAUAAAAACAAAUGAACCUUUAGCAUUUCCAAUUUGAUAUCAUCCUUAUGUUUCCUUCGAUUAAUUGUGGUAGAUAGAGAAAAAAAUGAAACGAACACAUUGUGCUUAAUGGACGGAACUAGCAAACGACAUUCAAAUGGAGCUAAGUACAAUUCUGUUGUGUUUUUUUUUUACUCAAAAGUAAAUAAAUCUUCCCCCUUAAAUACCCUUCAAGCCUUUAAAACCCCUUGCCUAAAGGGCAGCGUAGCACUUUUAUUUAUUUGUACCUUCCCUGGAAAGUAGCAGUACCUUAACAUAGCAUCAGAAUGGAUAGAAAAGACUCUGAUGAAUCACUGCAGUUUUUCUUUUCAUUCUGAUUCUGUGGCGAACCCUCUUUAUUUCAGUGUGAAUGAUGAUUUUUAUAUAUAUAUUCUCCACUCUUCCAAAGAGAUGGUGAGAUAAUUGUGGACAAUGUAAGUUGGUGUUUUCCUAAACUUAAAAAAACAACAAAAAAAAAACAUGAUCAUAGUAAGAGAUGUUUUGAAUGAAGAGUUGGAGAGAAAGUGGUUUUAUGGUCUUGAAAUGGGCCUGGCUGUUUGCGUGUGUGAUUGUUUAAGAGGAGAGGAUCAGAUCUGUGUUUGACUCUGAAGAUGUAGAGAUAUGUCCCAGUCCCUUCCUCCAUAUUUAUUUUACCCAGGGUUUGAUUCCGUUGAGCGUUCACACUGAAUACAUUUCAAAUUAAAGUACACUCCAGGAUGUCAGUUAAAAACUUUAAAAUUACUUGAUUUUUGAUUGUGGUGUUGAAGUACAAAAUCGCUUCAAAAUGCAACACAUAAUAAAAAAGAGCAAUCUCCUCACAGCUGGAGACCAUUAAAUAUAAUUGCUCCCUGUUCUGAGACAGCUCCAGAAACUGUUCGAUCUGUGUUACUUUCUCUUCGAGAAACAAUCUGAUCUGUUCUCAAAUUGAUGAGUUUCCUCUUUGCGAGGUGUAGCUGAACUAUGUGAUGCAACAAAUGAAAUGUUUGCAUCAGCUUUUAGAAACAACAUUGUGUGUAGCAUCCCCACCUAACAAAGUUAAGCAUGCUGGUUACACUUUCAGAUCCAAACCUCUGCUGCGCUGCUGUUGUAUGAUCCUGCAUCAGCUUGUGACAGUGUGGUGAAGGAAGCCUCUCCUUCAGCUCUCUGAGUGCUCAUUUAAAAUGUUUUUUGAAAUGUAUGGUUGACAGCAACGUCUUACAGAACUUCCCACCAUAAAUGCUCAAUCAGUCUUUCUAUCAAAUACAAAAUGUAUGACUUUUUGUUGCCGAUUGCCACUUUCAACAGGAUUAUUUCCCCUUUUUUAACAGUCCCUUUGGUCCACUACAGUGUUGAAUUAUUUGUUAUGAGCCUGUUUUUGGUUUUUAUGUAUUAUAUAAUUAUUUUAUGUUUCAUCCCUCGAUUUGGAGCAGUUGCACAGCGGCUGUUAUUAACGACGUGGUGGAACGACUGGCCUUCUCUCUACACAGACUGUUGCCAUGGUGAUAAUAAUGAGAACAUGUGCAAAAGUAUUUCUGCAUAUUAUUAUUAUUGGCUGUACAAAAACAAAGUUUGUAUUUAUUGUGUACAAAUGUUAAUUAAUAAAAAAUAUUGAAAAGUU